CAGACAUUUGAAGCAAAGUGGGAAACCUCAAGGGGCUGCGCGGAGUAGAUGACGCGGCUGUGACUGACGCCAUGCGCUGCCGCCUCUUGGCCGCCGCGACUGCGGCGCUGCUGUGGCAUCGAGAGGUUUUCGUUUCUGAUCUUCACUCAGUCCGCCGAGCCCACCUUGUCUGCGGCUGAAAAUUCUGCACCUGCAUAGCAAGGUGGAGGGGCUGCUUGGAGCCUGGGGCACAUGGCCCGCCGGACGUGGUCAACGCUCUUCCCAAACUUCAAAAUGUCUUUCAUGCAAAACGAGGCCGCGCGUGCGCUGCCGUGGUCCCAGGUCGCAGGGGCGGAGCUCCACCCCGAGGUGCUCGCAGCUGCCAAAGAUGCCUGCGAAGGAGGCUUUGAGCUGGUGGUGCCAGAGGACGAAGACAUGCAGGGACUUACGGACCUGGUGGAUGAAAGCUUUCAGCGGCACAUCCAAGACAGGAUGAUUGAUGACGGAAACCCACUGAGUGGUCUGUGGAACGGCUGGGUGGCACUCAGUGAGCGGCAGAUGACGCUGGGGGCUAUGCGGAAGCGCUUGGCCCAACUGCUGCAGGCUCCCAGCCUGCGAAGGCCAAGUUCCGCGGAGUGGAACUUGGGCGUCCUGUUAAGGCGGAAGGGCGACGCGCCCGUCGGCUAUUUCGAGCUGUGCGUCAAGCAGCCCGAAGGUUUGGGCAGGCGCCCUGAUUCGCAGCCGUACCUGACGAACCUGUGCGUGGCAAAGGCCUGCAGAGGCCGGGGCCUGGGCCGCAAGCUGCUGAAGUUGGUGGAAGAUUUCAGCAGGACUGCUUGGCAGGGCAACGCCCUGUACCUGCACACUGACGAUGACCCCGCUGCCUUCAACCUGUAUAACAGCAGCGGUUACGCUGUGCGAAAGAGACAGAAGGACGCGGAGGAUCAUCUCACGUUAUAUAUGUACAAGAAUCUAGCUGACUGACGAAAUUGAC
Molecule: messenger RNA, 973 nt
Organism: Effrenium voratum
Lineage: Eukaryota; Dinophyceae; Suessiales; Symbiodiniaceae
Source: the annotation of a GenBank genome assembly